AUGGCAUCAACAUCUCAUGCGCCUUUUUAUUCAAAUCUAUCCUUAUGUGUUUAUAUUGGCAAUACCACAUCGAUUAAUGAGAGCAUUUUGUUAAGUUAUUGUUCACAAUUUGGAUCGAUUGUUACGUAUUGGUUUCCCAAAGACAAGUUUUGCGAUUUUCAUCUGAUUGAAUUCGCGAAUUAUGAACAACUGACGAAUUUCCUACGAAUAUCCAAUCAUAAACUCGACAGAUAUACUCUCGAGGUGAAAUUAUAUAGAAAUGUUCUAAUGAAUCACGAUGGACUGAAUCUCGAUCGGAAAUUUUACAUCGGACCAAUAAGAACUCAAAAUGAUAUCCAUCGAGUCAUCGAAUUUUACCAAAAAAUCGAUCCGAUAGUACAAUAUUUCCUGUCAAAACAGAAUGAAGAAGAUUAUUUGCUAUUAGAAUUUGCUACACGACAAUCAAUUUCGCGAAUAUUUGACAGAAAUCUUAUUCCGCACCUGAAUGAACAUCGAAAACCAUGUCUAUCUAAACCAUUUCAUCCAAAACAGCUUGUUAAUAAAAUCAUUUCAAUGAAUGAUAAAACAAAUCAGAUACACGUUCGUGGAUUAACAUCAAAGAUUACCGAUGAAAUAUUAAUAAAUUUCUUUCAUAAACGAACACCGCUUAUUGCUUGUUAUAUACUUCCAAAAGAUCCAACUUGUGCCGUAGUUGAAUUUCCCGACGAAAAAACUGUUCGACAAGUUCUUGAUAUACCUGCUAUACGUAUACAAGGUGUCAUUCUUGAUUUGUGCGAAGCACCUUGUCAUCUCGCUUCACUGGUAUCUUCUAACGAUCAUAAUCAUGAGAAUUCAUCAAAUACCAAUUCAACACAAAUCACGAUUUCACACUCAGCACCUCAUUUAGCUUUAAACACAACAGAUAUUCAACACGUGUCCUCUCCGGUUCGCAGUGAAUCAGGUUGGUCAUCGCCACCACGAGGUGUUAUUAAUCAUUGUCUUCCUGUCGUUUCAUCACCUGUUCGAUCACCAACACCGAGUACAACGAUCAAAACUGAUAAACAAUCCCCAGUGGAUGUGAAGCCCGUUGAAAAACUUCCAACAAAUAGUCUCUCACGAUUUGUUGAACAAUUUCAAACCGAACUUGAACAAAUUCAACACGAUUAUCAAUCAAAAUUCGAGAAAGAUCGAGCGCAUAUCGAACGAGAAUUCAAUCUUUUAGUCGACGAAGAACGUCGAACAUUCGAAAAUUUGAAACAAUAUGUAAACGAUCAUCGGAAACGUGCAGAAAAACGAAAACACACUUCAUCGUCUUGA
Messenger RNA from Adineta ricciae, 1296 nucleotides. The record is from the annotation of a GenBank genome assembly. Lineage: Eukaryota; Metazoa; Rotifera; Eurotatoria; Adinetida; Adinetidae.